Molecule: messenger RNA, 2010 nt
Organism: Taeniopygia guttata (zebra finch)
Lineage: Eukaryota; Metazoa; Chordata; Aves; Passeriformes; Estrildidae
Source: RefSeq, a predicted model, not a curated record
CGGGGGGUCCGUGGUGGCCGCUGUGGGGGUGAUGCGUGUCCUCGUUCUCGGUGUCCCGAUCCCGGUGUCCCAUGCCCGGUGUCCCGUGCCCAGUGUCCCCAUCCCUCUGCGGGCGGCGAGCAGAGGCCGGGGCAGCGCGGCCGCGUCGCGCCGGGCGCCGGCGGAGAGGCCCCGCUGGGAUUUGUCCUUGUCCUUGCAGGCGCGCACGGGAGGUGGUGCUGGUUCCUCGGGCUGGCCCCGGGGCCGCAGUGGGGCUUUGUCCUGGGGGUGCUGUGCCUGAGCUAAAGGAACUAGGACUACUCAUGCUGGCUGCGUAGCUUCUUGCUGACAAUAUUUGUCACUUAAGAGGUGUGUUCCUUACUGUUCACAUCAAAUCAGCGCUUAGCACGUGUGCUAAGAAACUUGUAGUUUUGUAUGACAGCCUUUUGUCUAGGUGAGACGGCAGAGAGCCUGUCCUUUGUCAUUCAUUUUCUCAGCUUUGGUCCUGAUAUCCUGAGGAGUCCUGUGCUCUAGGGAAACUGUCCGUAGCAAUUAUUUCCGAAUGCCAACUCCAGUAAUGGUGAGCUAUUACCUCUGCACAGGGCCUUUGGAGUUUUGCAGUGGAACAGUUUCAGAGUAUUAAUCUGUGGUUUUCCUUUUGCUUUGUAAUUUUUUUUCCCCUCCUUGCAAUAUGGUUUGCAAUUUAUCAGCAGCAAAGACAUGACAUACAGGUCGUUUUUCAUGCUUCUCUAUACCAAAGGAAAUUUUUUUACAAUUCAAAGGUAGCUAAUAAUAUACAGUUUAAUUCUGUGGUGACUUCAAAGGGGUGGACAACUUUUUUACUGUGCUGAGAUCUGUUCACUGGCUAAAUACAGCUGGUGUGUUCGAGUCCCUUGUUUGUGCUGUUCUGCAGCUCCUGGUGCAGUUGGCAGAGUGGAAUGGCUGUGAGAGCUUGUGGCUUGAUCAUCUACAGGAGGCUGCAGCCAGCAGCAUCCUCUAAGGUCACUGACAGCAUUGAGUACCUCCUGCUUCAGACAUCCUACGGGACCCACCACUGGACCCCGCCCAAAGGCCAUGUGGACCCUGGGGAGGAUGACCUGCAGACAGCCUUCCGGGAAACACAGGAGGAGGCUGGUCUGCACGCCAGCCAGCUCACUCUCAUUGAGGGCUACAAGAAAGAGCUGCACUACCCUGUCCAUGGCAAGCCUAAGACUGUCGUGUACUGGCUGGCAGAACUGAAGGACUGCAACACAGAAAUCAAGCUGUCAGAGGAGCACCAAGCUUUCCAGUGGCUGAAGCUGGAGGAUGCCUGCAAAUUUGCAGAAUAUGAGGACAUGCAAGCAGUGCUGAAAGAAGUGCAUCAAUUUCUCUGCUCCAGAGAAUAAGUGUUUAUGUAAAGUAUAAGGGGAUUUCUUGAGGAGACAGGUGUGCCUUUUAUGUUUUAAACUGGAGGAAAAAUUAUAUGGCUUGCAGAAAUGUAGAUUUCUUUUUUUUUUUUUUUAAUCUGUAGAAAUUCAGUGAGGAUACACAGAGCUUUUAAAGAGACUGUGCUUUUGUCUCUCCUAGCUAGCACAAAAAACUGUAGUCUGAUUGAACCAUAAGCCAGAGAUGUCUGAAUUGAAGCCCAGAGCUAACAAAAGACUUCUCUGUUCUCUGUCUCAUUUUCUUCCCCCACUCCCCCCCCCCCCCCGCUUUCUUUUUCUUCCUUGAAGUGCUGAACAACCACAGGUCCUUUUGAAAAAUCAAACACUUGAUACAUCUUGACUUGCUGAUAUAAAGCAGAGAGUUGAGAAAAUGAGCAUAUGGGGAUUUUUAAUAACAAAACACUUACUGCAGAAGUCAUACCUUGAAUUUCAAAUGAGGAAGCAGUAGUUCUAUUACCAGCUCUUCCAGUGAUAUGCAGUGAUAACUUGUCAGAUCAUUUCAGUUUUUUGGGGUUUUUUUUUUUGUAUCAUGAAUUUAUGUAUAUCCAUAAUGUACUGUUGUGAGAACAUUUUCCAUUCAGUCUUAGUAAAUGGUUGAGGUACGGUA